Messenger RNA from Epithele typhae, 387 nucleotides. Its product is annotated as Mob1/phocein. The transcript has 5 exons. The record is from RefSeq and is a predicted model, not a curated record. NCBI's taxonomy places the organism in Eukaryota, Fungi, Basidiomycota, Agaricomycetes, Polyporales, Epitheliaceae. Gene Ontology annotation, biological process: cell division; signal transduction; positive regulation of protein phosphorylation. Gene Ontology annotation, molecular function: protein kinase activator activity. Bases 1 to 387 code for a protein of 128 amino acids. Gene Ontology annotation, cellular component: nucleus; cytoplasm.
AUGCCAAUACGAGUACCUCUGGGAAGACGGGCGCGGUACAAGAAGGCGACGAAGCUGCCGGCGCCCGAGUACGUCGACGCGCUCAUGAACUGGGCUCAGGGGCUGCUCGACAACGAGGAGAUCUUCCCGAGCGAGAUGGGGAAACCGUUCGGGAAGACGUUCCGGGAGACGAUUGGGCGGCUCUUUAGGCGGCUCUUCCGGGUGUACGCGCACCUGUACAGCAACCACUUUGAGCACAUAUGCGCGCUGGGCAUCGAAGCGCACCUGAACACGAGCUACCGGCACUUUUUCCUUUUCGUGAACGAGUUCGAUCUCGUGGACAAGCGCGAGCUGGCCCCUCUCGACGAGUUGAACGAGGCGAUCUUGGCAGAGGACAAGAGCCGGUAG